AUGGCGGCCAAACCACCGGAAAUGAAUUACACGUGCGAAAUUUGCGGCCUGGAGGGUUUCAACGACGAAGAGAUGAGAUCUCAUAUGGUAUUUUGUCACCUCCGUGGAGCCGCAAACUGCCCGUUUUGCGAUUUAGGGGAAAUUUCGCCGACAGAAAUGUUGACACACGUCAACAGUGCUCAUCUCGACUAUUUGACACCGAGCACCCCAGAAAAUGACAUGAUGGCAUUUAUUGACGAUGAUUCACUGGUGGAUGACAGAAGACACGACGAAUGCCGUGGUCCAUGUCCUUCUCCAACCAUGUCUCCAAGUCCUCCUCUGCUUCAGAAUGGUUGGAGCAGUUCUUUUAGUCCUCGUGCUAAGCAGCAGCAAGAAUUACCAAAAUCAGAGCCACAAAUGUCUAGUGCUAAUGUGAAUAAUAAUAAUAACAAUAAUAACAUUGGAAGUGUGAAUAACGUUAUAGAAGGUGCAGCUGGUCAUGGAUCUCCACUGCGUUCAGGCCUAAAUUUACAACUACGUUGUCAUGCUUCACCAAAACUUCCAGUUCAAGAGUGUCCUAUGUGUCCCUACAGUUCUGACAGUCCGUUAAGGCUAGAGGAACAUAUCAAUAGACAACAUUUUGAUCUCACUUCGCCGUCCUUUCCACCUGAAUCUCCACCGGCUCGAGAUGGUGCCUUUAACUGUCCUCUGUGUAUCACAUCUUUUCCAAAUUCUUCUGAUCUUGAAUUACAUGUCAACAUUGAGCACAAAGACAUCUUGAGCCCUGCAAAUGGUGCAGCUGCCCAGUCAGCUCAAGCAACUAUUGCUGGAGAUACACCAGCAUGUCCAGUCUGUUUUAGUACUUCGUUUAAAAGCAGUGACGAGUUAGCUGCACACAUUGAAGAACACUUUAGUAAAAAGUGUACUCCAUCCCCUAUUACUCCAGAUUUAUCCACUGACAGAAUGUUAGCAAAGGAUAUGGAAAGACUUGAGAAAGAACUUAGAAAAUUGCGCGAGCAGCGUGAAUUUGAGUUGUUAAGGGCCCAGUAUGGCAUGGACAAUCAAGGGAAUUUUAGAGAACAGAGUGUCACUAAUAUGCAGCGGGCUGUAUAUUCCGGUGAAAUGACAAUUGCUGAUUAUUAUGAAAGACAGAGCGAGCUCAGAGUGGCCGAGAGUAGCGGCAUUGACGACGGCAACUCUUGUACACGUGGACUAGUUCCCAAGAUACGAGCUGUUAGUCAAGCAUGUAGUAACGUAUUGAGCACCUGGAUGUGUUCUACGGUAGACCAUUAUGCCACUACUUAUGGAGACAAAGGAUGGGGAUGUGGUUAUAGAAAUUUGCAAAUGUUAAUUUCGUCACUUUUACAACAUACAGGGUACAAUGAGUUAGUAUAUAAAGCGUGGAAUUCUGGCUUGGGUAGCGGUAGUUCUACCAAGAAUCCGCUCCGAAGUUCUAUACCGUCGAUCUCUAGACUCCAGAGGAUGAUAGAGUGGGCUUGGGCCCAAGGUUUUGAUACUCAAGGAGCGGAACAGUUAGGAGGAAAAUUGGUGAAUACUAGGAAAUGGAUUGGCCCCACAGAAGUAGUCAUACUAUUGUCUAGUUUGAGAAUAAAGUGUCAGCUGGUAGAUUUUUAUACACCAACUAAUGCCGACGGUGGACAUCCAGAAAUGUUUAAUUGGGUUUUACAAUACUUCCAGCGGUGCGAUGAUUUUAAGCCACCUCUUUAUUUGCAGCAUCAAGGUCAUAGUAGAACGAUAAUAGGAGUAGAACAAUUAAGGGACGGUUCAAUAACCAUGUUAGUACUCGAUCCAAGCCAUAGUCCAGCACAAAUGGCACAGUUUAAUAGUACAAGUAGUGCACUCGGUGCAAUGCGUUUGGUGCGGAAAUCGAUUGCAGCGAUGAAAGCAAGACAAUACCAAGUCGUUGCUGUUACCGGUAUCAUGGAAACCGAAUUAGAGUAUCAUGAAAGCAAAGUAUUACGUUUGGUACGCGUACCGCAAGAUAGGUGAGAUUUACUGGCCCGAAAAGGAGUCAAAUCUUUUGGGAAGACGAUAGACUGCCUCAAACCAAUUUUG
Molecule: messenger RNA, 2055 nt
Organism: Habropoda laboriosa
Lineage: Eukaryota; Metazoa; Arthropoda; Insecta; Hymenoptera; Apidae
Product: zinc finger with UFM1-specific peptidase domain protein-like
Exons: 8
Coding region: 1-1989 (662 amino acids)
Biological process (GO): regulation of gene expression
Cellular component (GO): nucleus
Source: RefSeq, a predicted model, not a curated record